UCAUCAGGGCAUCGGUUGGGCUCUGAGGAGGGGUCCGGCCGGGGCAAGAGAGCAGACUGCAGCAGGCGCAAAGCGGGGCGGCGACGCGCCGGAGGCAGCGAUUGACAGCCUUCGCAAGCGUUAUUGCCCUUCCUCGCCCUUAUUCUUGCUAGCGUACAAAAAGAGCCGGCCCGCGCCACAGGCCUGCAAAGGACUCAAGGCAGCGAGGCACCGGGCACCGCCGCGGCGCGCGCGCACGAUGAGCAAGGCCUCGGCCCUCUACGUGCUCCACGAGGCCGCGUCGGGCUACGCGCUCUUUGAUGUGGUUGAGUUGGACGAGGUCGCGUCGCUAACCCCCGAGCUCCAGGCGGCCAUCGCCGACGCGGACGCCUUCAAGCGCAUCUGCAAGCUGAAGGCUUUUAUUGCCUUCAAUUCGGCGGAACAAGCCCUAGAAAACAUCAAUGCCAUCGCCGAGCAUAGUGUCCCUGAUCGAUUGAAGUCGUUCCUCGAGACGAAUCUGCCGCCCGUGUCCUCGAAGAAGAAGAAGAAGGGCCCCGCAUUUAGUUUGGGUGUCGUCGAGCCGGACCUGGGCAAGGCCAUCGCCGAGGCCACGGGCGCCCACUGCCGCUCAGAUGAUGUGGUCCGGGAGUUGCUACGAGGUGCGACGCAGCAUUUGACAAAGUUCGUGCCGGAACUGCAGAACAACCUGCUGGAGCAGGCGCAACUGGGCCUGGGCCACGCCUUCUCGAGAUGCAAAGUGAAAUUCAACCCCGCGCGCGCCGACAACAUGAUCAUCCAGGCCAUCGGUCUGUUAGAUACCUUGGACAAGGACGUGAACACCUUCUCGAUGCGCGUCAAGGAGUGGUACUCGUGGCACUUUCCGGAAUUGAAGGAUUUAGUGAGGGAGAACUACGCGUUCGCUCGUGCCGCUUGCGUCGUGGGCGAUCGGGCGUCCUUUCUUGAAUCUGUAGAUAACGGCGAAAGUGCCAAGGACGACCUCGCGAGUGCCGUGCGCGAUCCUUCUGAUGCGUCCGACGACGGCGUGCAGCUGGCUGAUAGUAUAGUGAAGGCAGCUAGACAAAGCAUGGGCAUGGACUGUUCGGCGGGCGACAUGGCUAAUGUGAUGGCGUUCACGAAAAGAAUGGUGGCUCUCGCUACCUAUAGGGCUGAUCUGUCCAAAUAUUUAGGGGAGAAGAUGCAGGCCGUGGCACCGAACUUAUCUACCUUGGUCGGUGAUAGCGUCGGCGCUCGAUUAAUAGCCAAGGCUGGAAGUCUCGCAUCGCUAGCGAAGUGCCCCGCGUCGACGGUCCAGAUUCUAGGCGCGGAGAAGGCCCUGUUCCGCGCUCUGAAGAAGAAGGGCAACACCCCGAAAUACGGCCUUAUCUAUCAUAGUACAUUCAUCGGCCGGGCCGCGAAGAAGAAUAAAGGCCGGGUCUCGCGCUACCUCGCGAACAAGUGCGCCAUGGCGUCGCGCAUCGACGCUUUUGCGGAUGAAUUGACGGACAAGUACGGCGUCUCGAUGCGCGAGCAGGUCGAGGAGCGGCUCAAGUUCUUCGACUCGGGCGAGACGCCGCGGCGCAACGUCGACGUCAUGCAGGAGGUCGCCGCUGCCUUGAGAGCCGAGCGCGGCGAGGACGUAGAGAUGGCGGACGCUCCGUCUUCCUCGAAGAAAGAGAAGAAGAAGAAGAAGCGCAAGGAGGCGUCGGGCGACGUCGAGCUGAUCAAAGCCAAGAAGAAGAAGAAGAAGAAGUCUGCGGCGUAGUAGG
This is a messenger RNA of Pelagomonas calceolata, 1745 nucleotides long. The record is from the annotation of a GenBank genome assembly. NCBI's taxonomy places the organism in Eukaryota, Pelagophyceae, Pelagomonadales, Pelagomonadaceae.